Prinia subflava (tawny-flanked prinia) is the source of this 2802-nucleotide messenger RNA. RefSeq names its product adenosine A2b receptor (gene ADORA2B). Gene Ontology annotation, cellular component: plasma membrane. The coding region runs from base 1 to 1047 and encodes 348 amino acids. The record is from RefSeq and is a predicted model, not a curated record. NCBI's taxonomy places the organism in Eukaryota, Metazoa, Chordata, Aves, Passeriformes, Cisticolidae. The transcript is spliced from 2 exons. Gene Ontology annotation, biological process: adenylate cyclase-activating G protein-coupled receptor signaling pathway; G protein-coupled adenosine receptor signaling pathway; vasodilation. Gene Ontology annotation, molecular function: G protein-coupled adenosine receptor activity.
AUGAGCAGCGCCCGCUCCCGGCGCUGGGCUCUCGCCAUGGACACUAUGAAAACCACCUACAUCGUGCUGGAGCUCAUCAUCGCCGUGCUCUCCAUCGCUGGCAACGUGCUGGUCUGCUGGGCUGUGGCCAUCAACAGCACCCUGAAGAACGCCACCAACUAUUUCCUGGUGUCUCUGGCCGUGGCUGAUAUCGCCGUGGGGUUGUUGGCCAUCCCUUUCGCCAUCACCAUCAGCAUUGGCUUCCAGGUGGAUUUUCACAGCUGCCUCUUCUUCGCCUGUUUCGUGCUGGUGCUGACCCAAAGCUCCAUUUUCAGCCUGCUGGCGGUGGCCAUCGACAGGUACCUGGCUAUUAAGAUCCCACUGAGGUACAACAGCCUGGUGACCGGCAAGAGGGCCAGGGGACUCAUCGCCGUGCUGUGGCUCCUGUCCUUCGGGAUUGGGCUGACCCCACUGAUGGGCUGGAACAAAGCCAUGAGUGGCUGUCCCAACGCCACCAACGAGACAGGGACGGAGCCCCACGGCUGCUUCAUCUCGUGCCUCUUUGAGAACGUGGUGACCAUGAGCUACAUGGUCUACUUCAACUUCUUCGGCUGCGUGCUGCUCCCGCUCGUCAUCAUGCUGGGGAUCUACAUCAAGAUAUUCAUGGUGGCCUGCAAGCAGCUGCACCAGAUGGAGCUGAUGGGCAACUCCAGGACCACCCUGCAGAAGGAGGUGCACGCGGCCAAGUCUCUGGCCAUCAUCGUGGGGCUUUUUGCCUUCUGCUGGCUGCCCCUGCACAUCUUGAACUGCAUCACGCACUUCCACGAGGACUUCUCCAGAUCCAAGCCCGAGUGGGUGAUGUACGUGGCCAUCAUCCUCUCCCACGCCAACUCCGUCAUCAACCCCAUCAUCUACGCCUACAGGAUCCGGGAUUUCCGCUGCACCUUCCGCAAGAUCCUCUCCAAGAUCCUCUGCAAGGCCGACGACCUCCCCAAAUGCCCCUCCGACCACAACCAGCACCUGACUGUCAUCCACAUCAGCUCCCCCGCGGCCUCGGUGACAGUGUGACCCUGCCAGCCCUGACACUGCCCUGCCCGUGUGAGCCGUCCCAGGAGUGCUCACAGAUGACCACUAUGCACUCGUGCAGCUGUUUUUAUUUUUAUUUUUGUAAUUAACUCGUAGAGGAGUGACCUGAGCGGGGACACUGAGUGCAGCUCGCCCUCCUCUGUAGCCCCAGGGGGUGUGAGAGCUGUGAUCCUGUUGUGUUUCCUUUCCAGGUGUUUCCUUUCCAGGUUGGACACUGACUGGGGAAGGCUCACCUGCUGGGGGGGUGUUUCCCCAAUUGUGCUGCUCAUGUCAAGUCAUAGGAUCUUUAUUUUAAUUAUUAUUAUUAUUAUUUUUUAAUAUUUUGGUUCAUUUAGGAGUAAUAAUUUUGUGUCUGUUUUUUGAGUUGUUCUCCAAGUCCAUACUUGACAGCACUUUGGUAAUACCCGAAUUAUUCCAUCAAUUGUUUGAUGCAGCUUGUAUUCUCUGAUGGGAAAAAGUCUUACUUAGCCCAGUUGCUGGUGUGAAACUGAAUCUGUGUUCCAGGCACUGAGGGAGGGGCUGUGUGCAUGGGAAAACCAGCUCAGACCUGGCCAGCCCAGCAUGGAAACCCCAUUGACUGAAAGAUUUGAGAAAACGCUUGACCAAGGUUUUAGAGCAGAGGUUUUAUGGCCUUUAGUCCCCAGGACUGUGCAGCCCCAGUGCUUCAGGUUUGCUUCUGGAUCUGUUUCCAGCUCUCAGAAUGCAGCAGGCAGAAGUGUCCCAAUCCUGAGCCACAGCCACCAAGGCCACUGUCACUGCCUUGGGGACACGAGCUCUACAAUCAGGUUUUUGCUCCCAGCUCAACACUUGGCAGCCUUGCAGGGCUCCCACAAGUGCAGGUUUUAGCUGUGAGGUGGCUGCUGCAGCUCACCUGAGUCCUAAAGCUUGGUCUGGCCAGGGCACCCCUGCAGCCCUGUAACCCCCAGAAGCUGUGAAUGCUUUUUUUUUCCUCCCAAUACUAAUUUUUAUCCCUGAAAAAUUAUACUUGAAUCACACAGAAAUCAACUUUAUAUUUUUUUUGAAUUCUGUUGCACUAAAAGGGGAUACAAGACCCCAAGAGUUUAAUUUCUCUGGCAUAUAUUAUGACAAAUAUGGUGUAAAAUCAAUUGAAAAACGGAAGAAAUCUUGUUCCUGCAGCAUCUCCUCUGCCAGCUGGCAAAAGCUGCAGGCAGCAGCUGCAGGAAUGACUCUGGGCCCACCAUGCACAGGGAACGGUUCCCUGGGAGUGCUGGAUUUCACUGCCACUGGAGCAGCUCAGCCCCAAACCUGGGUGCAAUCACCAGAAUGGGUUUGCACAUGUUUAUGCAAUUUCCAAAUUUAGCUGCAGCUCAGACAGGGCCGUUUCCAGCACGAGGCUGAGCAGUUCAAGCCACUGUCCCAAGUGCUUCUCCUUUAACAGCCCCAUUCAGCUUCGCUGCAUCUGCCUUGGUCAGGGGCCAGCUGACACCGGGGCCACCUCCUGCCAUUUGGGCAGGGCCCUCCCCUCCCUUCAUUCCUUCCCUCCUGUGUUAUCUUUGGCCGUGUUCCUCCCCUUAAUCACGGCUGGAAACACGCAGGGUUUCACCUGCAGCUCUGGCAGCGCUGCCAAGUGGUUGCAAGCCACAUUUAUCCUCACAACAAAGGCUGGAAUCUCUGCUUGUGGCUGCCUGAAACCGACCCAAACUCUCAGCAGCAACAGGGUGAAGCUCUCGGUGCUGUAACACCAGAACAGUUGAACACAUGAGAGCCUCCAGUGCA